AUUGUUUCUAACCCUACUUAUUGCAUGGGCCGGUGAAAAUUUUUUUAAUAUAUUUUUGUAUUUCUGUUAUUCUGGUUCUUAACGAAUUAUGGAUUCUUCUGUAUCGGCGUUCUCAAUAUAUAGUGCUCAGAACAUAAAGCGAAAGCCUAAUUUAAAUAUCAAAGAUAAACAUGCACCAUCAAAGAAGUCGAAAGUUACAAAAAAUAUUGCCCCUGAAUUCACUAAAGAAAAAAAUAGAAAUGGUGUUCAAAAAGUUAAAACACGUAAGCGUAAAAGGAAAACAUCUAAAGCAGGUAUUUCAAAAAUACAGAAUGUAAAUGGAGCACUUCACUCUGAUGAUGAAAUUCCUAUUCUAAUACCUAUAAUUGAUAAACAACUCCACCAAAAAACUACAGUGAAAUUAGAUAAGCCAAGACAAAAGAACAGUUCUAUUGAAAUUAGUUCUGAGAAGGAGUUACAAUUAAAAAAACGUAGGAUAAAUAUUUCUACAACUGUGUUUAAUCCUGUAAUACAAGGUAUAGGAAUAUUUAAGUGGAUAAUAGAUCCUAUUACACCCAAGGAAUUUUUUGAGAAGUAUUGGGAAAAAGAUGUCUUGUAUAUUAGUAGGUCAGACACAGCUUAUUUUGAAAACAUCUUUAGUACUUACAAAUUAGAUAGUAUUUUAAGGGAAUACCCUUUACAUUUUACAAGAAAUAUAGAUGUUGUUGUUUACGAGAAUGGAAAAAAAGAAGUAUUUAAUCCUGAAGGUAGAGCAGUGCCAUCACAACUGUGGGAUUAUUAUUCAAAUGGAUGUAGUAUCAGGGUUUUGAAUCCCCAAUCAUAUGAUCAAAAUAUUCAUUCUAUAAUUUCAAGUCUUCAAGAAUAUUUUGGAACUAUGGUUGGUACCAAUCUUUAUCUAACACCUCCAGGAAGUCAGGGAUUUGCACCUCAUUAUGAUGAUAUUGAAGCAUUUAUAAUUCAGUUAGAGGGGAAGAAGCAUUGGAAGUUGUAUAAACCAAAGCAUGAGGAUGUACUCGCAAGAAAUUCAAGUAUGAAUUUUAAAGCAGAAGAGUUAGGACCACCUUUUAUGAAAGUUACUCUAAAUGCUGGAGAUGUAUUGUACUUUCCAAGAGGCACAAUUCAUGAAGGACAUACAACUCCUGAUGCUCAUUCACUACAUAUCACUGUAUCAGUUUACCAACAUACAGCUUAUGCAGAUUUACUAGAACAAAUAUUACCAAAUGCCAUAAAAAAUGCUGCAGCAAAAGAUGUAGAGUUUAGGAAAGGGUUACCACUUAAUUAUUUAAAACAUUUAGGAAUAGUAAAUCAAAAUGACCCUUCGACUAAGAGGGAGUUUAUGGUAAAUAAAGUAAAAUCUUUGAUAGAAUCGCUAGUGAAUUAUAUAGACGUGGAUGUAGGAGCAGAUAAUUUAGGAAGAAAAUUUAUGCAUGAUGCUAUGCCUCCUUUGUACUCCAAUGAAGAAGCUGAGAGAUCUUCUAAAUUUGACGGAGAUUUUCUAAGGAAUGGGAAGGUAUUUAAUAGAAUCGAAAUUGAUCUGGAUACAAAAAUUCGUCUUUUACGGUACUAUGCAAUUAGACUUGUUAAAGAUGGCGAUACAUACAAACUGUUUUAUUGCACGGACAAUGCCAAAAUUUACCAUGGAGAAGAAGAGCAGUGGCUUGAAAUUGACAGUUCUCUGAUUCCUGGAGUUGCGACGUUACAGAAAAAAUAUCCUGAAUUUAUUGCUGUUCAAGAUAUACCUGUUGAAGAUAUUACUGCCAAACUUCAGUUUGUGUCUGACCUAUGGGAAAGAGGCUUGAUAGUUACUGAAGCUCCUUUACCGAGCGCGUCUUCUGAUGUUGAGAGCGAUGACAGCAGUGUUGAUAACAGUAGCGAAUUAGUAGAGUCGGCCAGUGAUUAAAGGGACUGUAUUUUUAUUAACUAUAUGUUUUGAUUAUAUUCAUUUUGUUUUAAAAUAUAUAUGGUUAUAUUAUUGUAAUCUGUCUCAUUUAUCAGUUCAGAAUCAAUAAAUACCUAUGCAUUAAGUUUA
This is a messenger RNA of Sitophilus oryzae (rice weevil), 2029 nucleotides long. It is a transcript of the gene NO66, whose product is annotated as ribosomal oxygenase 1. Bases 89 to 1900 code for a protein of 603 amino acids. Gene Ontology annotation, cellular component: nucleolus. The transcript has 7 exons. The record is from RefSeq and is a predicted model, not a curated record. Gene Ontology annotation, molecular function: histone H3K36 demethylase activity; histone H3K4 demethylase activity. Lineage: Eukaryota; Metazoa; Arthropoda; Insecta; Coleoptera; Curculionidae.